Molecule: messenger RNA, 667 nt
Organism: Bombus impatiens (common eastern bumble bee)
Lineage: Eukaryota; Metazoa; Arthropoda; Insecta; Hymenoptera; Apidae
Exons: 3
Coding region: 93-350 (85 amino acids)
Source: RefSeq, a predicted model, not a curated record
AGGUGCAUACGAAGUGUUGCGACGUACCAAAAGUGUUAUGGAUUACUAAUGCGAAAGUGAAAAAAGUAACACGUUUCCUGUUUCGUUUUGAGAUGUACGCAACCAAUCCACGACCAGUGUGCAAUAAUAAUUUAUCUGAACAACAACAAGUUAAACUACAGAAGAUCAAAGAGCUGACGAGAAUUCUAAAGGAUACAGACAAAAAUCUGACUGUUUGCGAAGAAAUAUUGGCAACUUAUAUAAGGAAACGACUAAGGGACAAGCGACAAGAAAUGCAAAGACGCAGUGAAUUGGAACACAAAAUGACGGAAAUUCUCGAAAAUUUGAAAACCCGGCUGCUGGUCGAGUAAUUCCUAUCAAGAUGUAUACUUAUAUGUUUUCUGAUUUAAUUUUGUAAUAACUAAUGAGUUCACUGCAUGAAUAUAUUAUUGAGAUUAAGUACCUAAAUUAUUAAUACUGAAUUACCGAGUUAGCAACGUGCUAUAAGAAAUACAUAAUACGUACAAAGAUAAAUCACUUACCAACUUUUUGUCCUCCUGUGUUGUAAUUCAUAUCUAGAAUGACUAGAACUUAUUCACUUAGUUCACUUAUCACAUAAUUGAAACUAUAUCACUAAUUUAUUCGAUUUUAUUUAAGGAAAUUGUAAUUUUAAUUUACGACGUGCAGG